This is a messenger RNA of Helianthus annuus (common sunflower), 1755 nucleotides long. RefSeq names its product putative disease resistance RPP13-like protein 1. Gene Ontology annotation, molecular function: ADP binding. Gene Ontology annotation, biological process: defense response to other organism. Bases 19 to 1755 code for a protein of 578 amino acids. The transcript has a single exon. NCBI's taxonomy places the organism in Eukaryota, Viridiplantae, Streptophyta, Magnoliopsida, Asterales, Asteraceae. The record is from RefSeq and is a predicted model, not a curated record.
CCCAUUUCACUGUUAACAAUGGCUGAAACUGUUGCUAUUGAACUCGUCAAAGUGGUUGCUGAGAAGAUGACUGAUGAAGCCUUCAAGCGAAUUGCUCGCUCUCAGGGAAUUCACAGCGAGCUGAAGGAGUUGAAGAGCACAUUGUCCAGAAUCCAAGAUCUGCUUCAUGAUGCCUCUCAGAAGGAAGUGAACAAUAAAACUGUCAAGUCAUGGCUGAAUGGUCUCCAACAUUUGGCUUACGAUAUCGAUGACGUACUCGACGAUGUGGCUACAGAAGAUAUGCAUCGACGAUGUAGUAUUACCAAGAGGUUACAGGAUCUAGAAAAACAAAAUCCAGGUUUGGUUGUGAUAGGUGAAAAGCCAAAAGUUAUUACUAGUAGAAGAAAUGAAACCUCUUUGCCAGAUGGGUCUAGUGUGAUUGGAAGAGAAGUUGAGAAAGAGAAAUUGUUGAACAAGUUGUUAGUGGAUGAUGGGUCAUCUAAGGAAAGUUUUAGCAUAGUACCCAUAGUUGGUAUGGGUGGGGUUGGCAAGACCACUCUAGCUAGACUUUUGUAUAAUGAUACUAAGGUGCAGACACACUUUGAACCGAAGAUAUGGGUUUGUGUUUCUGAUGAUUUUGAUAUAUUUAAGAUAAGUGAUAUCAUCCUUCAAUCUAUGACUAAAGAAAGCAAGGAAUAUAAAGAUUUAAAUCAGCUGCAAAUGGCUCUCAUAGAGAAAUUAAAGAACAAACGAUUUCUACUAGUACUUGAUGAUGUGUGGCAUGAAAAUGAUGACGACUGGGAAAACCUAGUGCGCCCAUUUCGUUCAUGUGCCCCUGGAAGUAGGAUCAUCGUGACAACUCGCAAAGAAGAAUUGCUCAAAAAGCUACGUUUUGGUCAUCUAGACUGUCUUAAGAGUUUGUCACAUGAAGAUGGUCUAUCUUUAUUUGCUCUACAUGCUUUAGGCGUUGAGAACUUCAAUUCACACACGACACUUAAACCAUAUGGUGAAGGUAUUGUGAAAAAGUGUGCUGGUUUGCCUUUGGCUUUGAAGGCAAUUGGAAGGCUAUUGGGAACAAGAACAAAUGUAGAAGACUGGGAAGACGUGUUGAACAGUGAGAUAUGGAAUUUAGAAAAUAGUGAUAAGAUUGUUCCGGCUCUUAGGCUUAGCUACCAAGAUCUUUCUGCAGAUUUGAAACAGUUGUUUGCAUACUGCUCCUUGUUCCCAAAGGACUAUUUGUUUGACAAGGAAGAGUUGGUAUUAUUGUGGAUGGCCGAAGGGUUUUUGAGCCCAUCAAAUGCAACCAAGUCACUAGAACGCUUAGGCCAUGAAUAUUUUGAAAUUUUGUUAUCAAGGUCAUUUUUCCAACAUGCACCUAAUGAUAAAUCAUUGUUUAUCAUGCAUGAUCUGAUGAAUGACUUGGCUACGUUUGUUGUCGGAGAAUUUUUUCUAAGGUUUGACAAUCAUAUGAAAACAAGGACGGAAGAUUUGGCAAAGUAUCGGCAUAUGUCAUUUACUCGUGAGAAGUAUAUAGGUUACCAUAAGUUUGAGGCAUUCAAAAGUGCCAAAAGCUUGAGAACACUUUUAGUAGUAUCUCUCGGUGUGGAUAAAGGUUGGGACAAUUUUUACUUAUCCUCUAAGAUUUUGGUUGACAUACUUCCAGAGUUAACAUUGUUAAGAGUUCUUUCUUACAGUGCAAACACGGUAGUGUUGAUGACGAAUCUGCCGGAAUAUUCUUUUUUCAGAAGUGGCUCUGAUACCACUUUGUUGAUUUAA